AUGGGAGGUGAGUCAGCAUUGCAACACAGCACAGCACAGCACGAUUCGACACAGAGCCCCCACGCGCCGUUCCUGUGCUCAUCCAGGACUGGUAUCUCGCGUUCGGGCCUAUGUUGCCCAGCAAGAGGAAGAUGCCGCCACUCGAGAGCUCGCCAAGGGCCUCAGGAAUGGCACACUGACUCUGGAGAGGGCCACACAGUUGCUGGAAGCAAGAGCCGACGCCAAGUUCAUCAUGACUGACUGGGAUGGGUACCGCUACAGCCUCAUCCAGCUAGCGAUCGAGCGUCACAAGACGGCUGACAGUCUGGACAUCAUCCGGCUGCUCAUCGACAGAGGAGCUGAUAUCAACCAUCGCAGCAGCUCCCCGUAUCGCCCUAUCGCAUUUGCCCUUACCAAAGGCCGCUAUGACGUCGCCCACAUGCUGCUGGAUGACCCCAAUCUCGACAUCAAGGCUGCGCAUCACCUGCUGUGGCGUGUGGCAGACGACGCCCGUGACGGCAGUGUGUCAUCAGCCGAGAAGCUUAGGAUGGCCAAGAGGCUGAUAGCGCUCGAGGCGGCAGACCAAAAUCCAGAUGUCCCCAUCUGGCAGUUCUGCAGUCGUCCCCUCACCGACCCGUCCCACCAUCUGGAGCUCAUUGCCUACCUUUUCCACAAGGCCGGGCAGAGUGCCAUCGGGCUCAAUUCCCGGAUGGAGGGCAGGAAUUGGGCCCUCCUCUAUCAAGCAGCUUGAUCUCGGUCCUCGGAUGGCGUGCUGCGGCUGCUCAUGCGCAACGGGGCGGCCGUCACACGAGAAUAUUCUCUCUCAGGGGGGCCGCCCUUAGAAGUGCUACGGGCGGCAUACCGUGACUAUCUGCGCCAUGACCUGCCGAUGCAGGUCAGCAUCGCCGUCAAAACAGCCCUCCUGCCCGCACGCGCACUGGCGACGACGGCACUGCCCGAUGGCGUCAUUGAGAGCAUCGAGGCGCUCAUCGGCGUGGGCAGCCCGCCCGCGCUCUUCAUUCCCAUUGGCGAGCAGCCCUUCGGCAAUCGCAUCAAUGAGCUGGCCAACGGCUACCUGUCUGCGGCUUACAAGUGCAUUCGGCAGGCCGGCAGCAGCAGCAGCAGCAGCAGCAGCCUGGAGGGCAUGGGCAGCAUCGAGGGGAUGGUCGACCGAUAUGAUGACCUGAUGCGGCAGGUGCGUGAGGCUGCCAAAUAUGAAUGUUGUCAGUUUUGCCCUUCGCCAUAUGAAUGA
Messenger RNA from Vitrella brassicaformis, 1231 nucleotides. The record is from the annotation of a GenBank genome assembly. Lineage: Eukaryota; Vitrellaceae.